Molecule: messenger RNA, 2923 nt
Organism: Eleginops maclovinus (Patagonian blennie)
Lineage: Eukaryota; Metazoa; Chordata; Actinopteri; Perciformes; Eleginopidae
Product: heterogeneous nuclear ribonucleoprotein U-like protein 2
Cellular component (GO): membrane; nucleoplasm
Molecular function (GO): RNA binding; protein binding
Source: RefSeq, a predicted model, not a curated record
GGCACCAUAUUGAACUGUUGUUUAGAACAAACAGCUACUCUUCUUUUAAAAACAGUUUACUUUGAGUCUGUUUUUUUGACACAACUACUGAAGGAAGCUGGCUGGAUUGAUUCUCACACGGUAACAAUGAAGCUAACCGACAUGAAAAAGCUCAAAGUGGCCGAGCUGCGGUCCAGACUGAAGGAUCUCGGGCUGGACAACAAGGGGCUGAAGGCUGAGCUGCUUGGCAGGCUAUGGUCCGCGUUAGAGGCGCGACAAAGUGAACAAGACGCUGAUGAAGAGAAUAAACUACUGAAUGACCGACCAAUGACACUUUUAGCAACAACGGAGACAGUGGAUACCCAACCUCCGUCCUCAUCACCCCCAACACGAGAGUUCACAGACACCGCCACCAUGACAGAUACUCAGCCCUGGCUGCCUUCACCACAACACGGAUCAGCCGAGAUGGUGGUAUCGGUGUGUCAGGCGGGGGAGGGACAUGUUGAAAACGAGCAGGGAGGUGCAGGACACAGAGGGGACCUGCCAACAGAGAAGGUUAUGAGCAGAGGGAGAGCUUUUUACGAGUUCAAAGAGGAGAUACGAUACAAAAGAGCCAAAUCACCACAGCCUGCAGUGGACGGAGUGGAGACGGAGGAGGAGGAUGAAGAUAAAGUCAGACUAAAUCCAUAUGAUGGUCACCUCCACUUUGAAGUCGGUCCUGAUGGUGCCUGGGGUCAGCCGCGGUUCUGGGCCCAAUUCCCCUCGCUGUGGUCGGGCUGCAGGCUUACUCACGGGGUGCUGCAGGGCAGGGUAGGCUUUGAGUUGAGGCUGGAGAAGAAGUUGUUGACCACACAGCUGCAGGAACAAGUAGAGGUGGAUCCUUACGGCAUGAGAGUCGGCUGGUCUGUGGCACACUCCUCUCUACUGCUGGGUGUGGAUGAAUUAUCUUAUGCUUAUGAUGCACGAGGUAAAAGAGUGUCAGAGGGGAACGAGGAAGAGUUUGGAGAACCGUUCUCAGAGGGGGAUAUCAUCGGCUGUUAUGCUUCCUUCUCCACAGACGGUGCUGUUGAGCUCUCUUUCCAUAAGAACGGUCGUUUCAUGGGUCAGGCGUUCUCCCUCGACGCCUCCCUGCUGCUGGCUCGUCCUCUGUUCCCUCACGUCCUUUGUAAGGGGUGCUCAGUCCGAUUCCUCCUGGACCCCACAGCUCUUCCCUGGUACCCCGGCCCUCCAGGGUUCAUACCGCUGGCAGCUCUUUCUGCUGGGCAGAGGGAGCGUGCAGCACUGCCUCCUACAUUCAGAGCACAGGGCGAGGUGUUGUUGAUGGUUGGUCUUCCUGGUUCUGGGAAGAGCCACUGGGCUCGGGCUCAUAUGAAGCAGCAUCCUGAGAAACAGUACUGGCUGCUGGGCACAGAGGAGCUGCUUGCAUGUAUGAUUAGAGGUGGACAGAGGGAGAGCCGGCUGCAGCAGGCCUCGCUGUGUCUCACUGAAUUGAUCAAGAUGGCUUCUCAGACUCCUGGCAACUAUAUCCUCGACCAGAGCAACAUCCUGUUCUCUGCACGUAGUUACAAGCUGCAGCUCUUCACAGGCUUCAGGCGCCGGGUGGUGGUGGUCUUUCCUUCAGUGGACGAGUGGAAAAGACGAUUGUCUCUGCACCAGACAAGCAACGGGGAGCAGAUCCCUGAAACCGCCCUGCUCAAAAUGCAAGUGAGCUUCAGCCUUCCAGAGCAGCAGAGUGAGCUGCUGGAGGAGCUGCAGUAUGUGGAGCUGCCUCAGGAACAUGCACAGACCCUUCUGCAGGAGUUUAAAGAUAAUGCACGAAGACUGCUGCCCCCAAUCCCCAAACAGGAGAAGAAGAAACCCCGACUUUCCAAGAAAAAACCCCACCCUCACAUGCAUACACCGUCACAUAGACUUCAGUGGACUGGACUUCAUGGAUGGAACCAGACAAGACCCCAUAUGCAGCCAUGGAGGCAGCAGCCAAGAUAUUGGGGUGUGCCUUAUCAGGAGGAGGGCUACUACUACAGAGACGUUGGCUACAGCGGAUAUGGAAGUUACUGCUGAAGAAACCUGGAACAGGAGGAGACAGACGUCGAUGCACUGCCUGUGCUUACCUGGACAAUCGAGGAUGUCAUUUCAAUUUUAAAAGAGCUAAAUACUAGGGAUGCACCGAUACAUCAGUGAGACAUCGGCAUCGGCCGAUGUUAGUCCUAUUUACCACCAUUGGCACAUCGGUAAAAUAAGGUGACAUCACUGAUGGCAGUCGCCGAUGUUUAUGUUUUGCUACGUGACCGGGAGAAGUCUGAUGGACCAAAUCUGAAGUCAGGGCAUAAUUUUAAAGCUGCAGGACUUCUGCCCCGUGUACCGGGUGUCUGGAGGAUCGGUAAAUUAAUUCCAUUCUUCAGUGUUCUUGGGAGGCCGUCGUAUAUAUUUGUGACUUUGUUAUACUUGCUGCUACUCCCGUUAACUUCCAGAAACUUACUAUGGCUCGCUCAACCUCUCUCUCACGUAUCCCCCAUUCUCUCUCUUAAAGGGAUAGGCUGCCUUAGUCUGCAUUGUGCUACCAUUACAGGUUACAUAGUAAAAAAUCGGCAUCGGCAAAAAUGUUUUUCUUAACAUCGAUAUCGGCAUCGGCCGACAUUUUUGCAAUCUGUGCAUCCCUACUAAAUACACCAGCAAAUUAUACUAUACACAACGUUUCAGAUUACAGUACACGUUUCCGUGCUUUGACAAAUCAAGGAUAAUCAGUGUCGUAGCAUUUAAUCAUUUUACUAUUGACAACCACGUCACUUUUUACGAGUUUUUAAUUCAACAUUUUCUAAAAUCAAUAUGCUUUUACUCUACAGUGAACAAAUGCUUAAAAAAAUAUACAGUAUUUUGCACAUUUGUAGCACCAGUGUUGUUAAGAGAGUGCCUUAAGUCAGAGUAAUAAAUACCCUGAAAUGUU